AGGGAAUAAGGGGGGAAAGAGAGGAGACUAGGAGGGGGGGAAAAAGCAACCCCUGACACAAAGCUGUCGGUUAUAAGGUGGCUUGUCAUUUACGAGGAAGAGCGAGAGGUUAGCGCGACGGUGUUGUGACACUGACCACCUUUGGGUGCUUUUAGUAUCUCAGAAGCAGAGUUCAGGAUUGCACGGACCUUUCUUUUUGUGUACGUUCCUGCAAGCGGCGGUGUUAAUAGCGAGCGGCGCAUAGAACGCAUCGUUGUGUGAGCGUGUUAUCAGAAAGGGUCAAUUUAUUCGCCUUCAACCCCUCCUCUGCUUACCGGAGUGAUUUCUACUCCUGAAGUUAGCUAUAUGCUGGCUUACGAGCGCGCUACAUAUCCGAGGACUGCACCGACCAUGUGUGCGCGCACCGACGUUACAGAAAAGCAGCUCAACGCGAAGCUACAGCGUGCAUAAUAAUAAUAAAAAAAUCUAUUGCCAGGGCAGGUUUAGCAGGCUAAGCUAGAGUGCUAGUUGCUACUACUGUAGCCAUAAGGUAGAGAUAGACAGACAGGCGAGUUUCGGCAGCCCGACACACAUAGAAACACACACACACAAAAUCAGAAGACUGUGAAGCAUGCUGCACACAGAUUUUCGGCCUACAUUUGCAGAGAAAAAGCAAAUUUCCCGAGUAACUGCAGCAGAAGCAGUACUAGGUUCAGAUUUUUUAAUGAUUGCAGAGGAGGUGAAGUGUAGGACAUCCGAUAGGGCAGUUUUGUACAGAAGUGAGUUUUCUUUUCUUUUUUUUAAUUUAAGGCCCAGGAAGAUCAAUACACUUGUUUCAUGUGUAACAAGGAUUUUAAUGUGACUCUUUUUUUCCACACUUUGAAAUGUAAAGAGUUGAGUGUGCAGUGGAGCUGCUUAGAUUUUGCUCAUGCAUUUUUAAUUUUUAUUUAUUUAUUUUAUUUUAAAAGUCUAGUUUAACCAGCUUUUUCUCGGCUGGCAUAUAUCUUUUUGACUUAAAUUUAUAACGUGCAUAAUAGGAAGCAGGAUGCAGCCGACCCAGAAAACAUAAAUCAAUGCUUUAGUGAAAAUAGGACAUUUUCUUUAAAAAAAACAAACAAACAAAACAAAGUUUAAAUUGGAGUCUUGUUUAUCCAGCAGCUGCUUUUUUUGUUUUUAUCUCACUUCUCCAUCCAAGGAUUUAACCAUCAUGUGAACUCUCGAGCUUUGUUGAUUUCCCUCCAAAAGAUAUGACAGACUUGUUAAAUUGAGGGCAUUUUUUUCUCCCUCUUUCUUUUCUUUUCUUCUCUUGCUCAUGGCUGCAUCAGGAGGUCUGGUAUAAAACGGCUGUCAAAGCCCACAGUGGCCACUUUACUAUCAGUUAGGGAGGUCAGACAGGAGGGAGGCUCAGGGUGCAAGGAGACUCACAGCGGAUCUGAGAGCAGUGUGUCGUGGUCGAGUCAGUCGGCUGGGUUGCUGCUGCUGCUGCAGGGAGGCUUCCUGGGCUUCUGGAGAGCAGCUCUGAAGGAUGACCGCCGCACGGCUCGCUGCUGAAUCUCGGUGAACGAACAGCAUCUCAUGUCCAAACUGUGGAAGGAUGGCUCAUGGCAAAGUGACCAUCACUGUGGACGAGUACAGCUCCAACCCCACACAGGCCUUCACGCACUACAACAUCAACCAGAGCCGCUUCCAGCCCCCACACGUCCACAUGGUGGACCCUAUUCCGUAUGACACUCCCAAGCCAGCGGGACACACCAGGUUUGUGUGUGUUUCAGACACACACUCGCGUACAGAUGGCAUCCAGAUGCCCUAUGGCGAUGUGCUGUUGCACAUGGGUGACUUCACUGAGCUGGGCCUGCCCUCUGAAGUUAAGAAGUUCAACGACUGGCUAGGUGGCCUACCGUAUGAGUUUAAGGUAGUAAUCGCGGGGAACCAUGAGCUGACCUUCGAUAAGGACUUUAUGGCUGAGCUGGUCAAGCAGGAUUACUACCGAUUCCCCUCAGUGUCGAAGCUCAAACCAGAGGACUUUGACAAUGUCCAGUCACUGCUCACAAACUGUGUGUACCUGCAGGACUCAGACGUCACCAUAAAGGGAUUCCGGAUAUACGGGACACCAUGGACUCCGUGGUUUAACGGAUGGGGGUUCAACCUGCCUCGAGGACAGUCUCUGCUGGAUAAAUGGAACCUCAUCCCCGAGGGCAUUGACAUCCUGAUGACCCACGGACCUCCACUCGGUUUCCGAGACUGGGUUCCUAAGGAGCUACAGCGGGUUGGCUGUGUAGAGCUGCUCAACACGGUCCAGAAAAGGGUGCGACCCAAGCUUCAUGCCUUUGGAGGCAUACACGAAGGGUACGGGAUCAUGACAGACGGCUACACGACAUUCAUCAACGCUUCAACCUGCACCGUCAGCUUCCAGCCCACCAACCCCCCUAUCGUGUUCGACCUGCCCAACCCUUCCAGCUCCUGAGAUCAGAGGAUGGGGGGGCGGGGAGGGUCAAGGGCUGGAAAAACAACUUCUUUUCAAAAAAUAUGUCAAGUUUAAAAAAAAAUUAAAAAAUUAAAAAAUAAAGUUAUAAGUGAUUCUUUGGCAACUUUGAAUCUUCUCCAACCUGUUGUGAGACGGAGAGGAUUUAAAGACAGGGUGGGGGUGGGAGUGUGUGUGGGAGUGUUAAAGGAGAAUACCAUUGCUUUUUAUUUAGGUUUUCUGUUUUGGUUUUUUUUUUUGAGCUUGUGCCAGCAGUCCCGGUCUGUUUUUUUUAUUAUUGUUGUUGUUCAUCUGCACACAGUCAGAACAGUUGCAGAUAUCAGGGCCCGUUUUCCUCCAGAAUGCUUUCCAGCUUUGUUCAAUAUGAGAAACAGCUUUGACAAAGCAAAGAUAAUCCCUGAAGAAACUUUCUUUUGUCCUGAUUUUGACUGUGUAGGGUCGAGUGUUUAUUAUGUCGGCGCAGCUUCAUUUCACACUCCACUUCCUGUCAGCCACAGGAAGGAUUAAUCCCUCAAAAAGAUGUUGCCUUAGUGCAGAACGGCAGAUGAGAACAAUGCUUUCAACUUGCACGCUCUUAAAACACUACUUGGCCACAGGGAAGAAAUCUGUGAUCUCAAAUUGAAUUUUAUCUUCUUCUUUUUUAACUAAAUUAAAUGUACGGAAUAUUCUCUUUCAAGGCUUCCAUACCACCACAUGGUUUGUUACAACAGAAAUUUGAAUGUUUGAAUUAAAAAUGGGGUGGCACGGUGGUUAGCACUGUUGCUGCACAGCAAGAAGGUCCUGAGUUCAAUUCCAACAUCAGGCCGGGGUCUUUCUGUGUGGAGUUUG
This is a messenger RNA of Haplochromis burtoni (Burton's mouthbrooder), 3289 nucleotides long. RefSeq names its product metallophosphoesterase domain containing 2a (gene mpped2a). Gene Ontology annotation, molecular function: hydrolase activity. The record is from RefSeq and is a predicted model, not a curated record. The transcript has 7 exons. Lineage: Eukaryota; Metazoa; Chordata; Actinopteri; Cichliformes; Cichlidae. Bases 1574 to 2443 code for a protein of 289 amino acids.